AUGAGACGGUUCGAGAGCGACGAGGAAUGGUUUACCGACGAGGAACACCCUAGCGAUGAGGAAUGGCCUAGCGACAAGGACGAGGAAUUGUCUACCGACGAGGAAUGGCCAAGCGACGAGGAACGGCCUAGCAAUCCUCCACUGAUUUUUGAGCCUAACGAAGUAUCACAUUUUGAACUUUCAAUUCACGAAAUCUGUCACUACCGCGUUGGCCCUGCUCUGUGGACCUACCACGGGGAUUCGGGUAAACCAGAUCUCAUGAUCAACGACUUAAAGUCACUGAGAUCACCGACGGACAUUUUGGGCGUUACAUUUGACAAUAACUGCAUAACUCAGAUAAAGCUAUUUGCAAUGGAAUUUGGUGAUGGCCGUUAUCGUCACCUUCUGAUCGAUGAGGCUGAGCUACUUCACUUGCGUAGCAGGAUGGAGCUGGGUGCCAUUGGAUGUUCUCCCAAUGGGUGGAUUCUCGUCGUGAGACUUCCUGAUGACGAAACGAUCGGGAUGUUCCACUCCAGCUCAGCCAAUACUGGAUUUAAUCUGGUUAGCCAGGUGCCAAUUCCCCAAACUGGCCCAGUACCUUACCUUGUCUUUUUCCCACCACCUGCAUUUUCUGCCGAUGGGUCGAAGUUCGCUGUUGCUGCAAAGGAUGGCACGGUGUCUGUUUGGGAUGUUCGAAAUAAAACCCCCUUCGUGGUAAAAGAGCCUGAUCGCGAGAAGGAUGAUAUGCCUUCUCUGCAAUUUAGUAGUGGAACUCUUGGAAGAGAAGUUUUGGCACUUGUAGGGGGCAGAGGUGAUAGGACUACCCUUAUUCAUCUCAUUGACCCAAGAUCAUUUGAGAUCGAGGAGACACUCGACUUAGCUCAAAGUAACCCAUUACUAGGAACGCUAGGCCCACUUUUCUUCGAUCCGAACGGUGAAACGAUGAAAGAGAGGGUCCAGAGUGGUGGCUUGGUGAGGGGUACGACGCCUGAAUUGGAAGUUACCACUGUGCAACAACACGGACGUGUGGCAACUUGCCAAGUCUGUGUUACUCCUUAA
Molecule: messenger RNA, 1038 nt
Organism: Laccaria bicolor S238N-H82
Lineage: Eukaryota; Fungi; Basidiomycota; Agaricomycetes; Agaricales; Hydnangiaceae
Exons: 4
Coding region: 1-1038 (345 amino acids)
Molecular function (GO): protein binding
Source: RefSeq, a predicted model, not a curated record